UCUUGCACUGAAUAAAAAGCAGUUCCUGCGGUCGGCAGCUGCUCGGUAAACUCUUAGGCUCUCUCAACGCACUUCUAGUGGGAGGAUAUAUUUUUUGUGUGUGUGUGUGUGUGUGGUUGGGAGGGGAGGGGGAGGGAGUGUGUGAGUGAGGUUCGCUCAAACAACAUGGCUCCAUCGUGCAAACCCAGCAAACCUGGAUCUGUCAGAGAUGACGGGGACUAUUAUACGCUCAAAGGAGAUCGGAAGACUCGAAAGCCAUUGAUCGAGAAGAAGAGGAGAGCUCGUAUUAAUGAAAGCUUACAGGAGCUGCGGGGGAUCCUGGCGGACACCGAGCUGCAGUCAAAAAUGGAGAACGCAGAGGUUCUGGAGCUGACGGUGAAACGCGUCCAAAACAUUCUUCGCAACAGAAAUGUCGAAGCGGACCGGAUCAACCAGGAGGCGAGCGAGCGGUUCGCCGCGGGCUACAUCCAGUGUAUGCACGAAGUGCACACGUUCGUGUCGAGCUGCCCCGGGAUGGACUCGGCCGUGGCCGCUGAGCUGCUGAACCACCUCCUGGAGUCUAUGCCGCUGAGCCAAGACCACUUCCAGGACUUACUGAGCGAACUCGCGUCGGAAACCCCCCCCACUCCCCCCCCUCACUGGCCGUCCGGCCCCGGGGGUCGCUCCCCGGCGUCCGGCCCCGGGGAUGGGGAGGCGGCGCCGUCCCCCUGUCCGUCCGCCGCCUCCUCCAGGGACGGCUGCUCGGAGCUGGACGAGGCCCGACCUGGGACCCACUGCAUUCAGCUGGAUCAUUAUAACCAGUUUACUGGGUCAGACAUUGUCCAAUACAACGUCGAUCUUAUUUAUUGA
Molecule: messenger RNA, 849 nt
Organism: Callorhinchus milii (elephant shark)
Lineage: Eukaryota; Metazoa; Chordata; Chondrichthyes; Chimaeriformes; Callorhinchidae
Gene: her13
Product: hairy-related 13
Exons: 5
Coding region: 166-849 (227 amino acids)
Biological process (GO): regulation of transcription by RNA polymerase II; regulation of neurogenesis; anterior/posterior pattern specification
Cellular component (GO): nucleus
Molecular function (GO): DNA-binding transcription factor activity, RNA polymerase II-specific; RNA polymerase II cis-regulatory region sequence-specific DNA binding; protein dimerization activity
Source: RefSeq, a predicted model, not a curated record